Molecule: messenger RNA, 797 nt
Organism: Gadus macrocephalus (Pacific cod)
Lineage: Eukaryota; Metazoa; Chordata; Actinopteri; Gadiformes; Gadidae
Gene: mcee
Product: methylmalonyl CoA epimerase
Exons: 3
Coding region: 83-601 (172 amino acids)
Biological process (GO): L-methylmalonyl-CoA metabolic process
Cellular component (GO): mitochondrion
Molecular function (GO): methylmalonyl-CoA epimerase activity
Source: RefSeq, a predicted model, not a curated record
CCGAGAAACUGUGUUCAGAUAAGGUUCAGAUAACGUUCCAGGCAUGGUUACAGACGACACACCAUUGUAAACCGUUUGGAAUAUGGCGUCGAUCGUGUUGAAGGUUGCAGGUCUGUCGCGGUGGGUCAGACACACUCUGCCCAGCAGGGCGCUCACAACCUCAACAUCUCGUCGCUCGAGGGUUCCGGGCUCCCUUUGGAAGUUGGGAAAGCUGAACCACAUUGCCAUUGCCGUCCCAGACAUUGAGAAGGCUACGUCGCUGUACCGAGACGUCCUUGGUGCGACGGUCAGUGACAAGCUGCCCUUGCCAGAUCACGGGGUCUACACGGUUUUCGUGGAGCUCGGAAACACAAAGCUUGAACUCCUCCAUCCUCUGGGGGAUAAGAGCCCGAUUUCGGGCUUCCUACAGAAGAACAAGUCUGGGGGAUUGCACCACAUCUGCAUCGAGGUCGAAGAUAUAAAUGCGGCAAUAGCAGCCCUGAGAGUCAAGAACAUCAGAACCCUUUCGGCCAUGCCACAGAUCGGCGCCCACGGCAAACCUGUGAUCUUCCUCCACCCAAAGGACUGUGAUGGGGUACUGGUGGAGCUGGAAGAGGCCUGAAGCUCCCUGAACCAGGGAAAUCCCCUGGUUCAUUCAGAUCCCCACCCACUGGUCCUCCCACAACACCAACUUGGAUGUGGUACUCUCACAGGAUUUGUCUGAGUCAUUUGUCUCUGCUUCUUUUCUGCAGGUCCAUGCGUCUUGAAUGUGAUUCAAUAGGAGUUUGAUGCUCUUGAUGAAUAAAGAUGUGAUGGUU